Molecule: messenger RNA, 3591 nt
Organism: Paraglomus brasilianum
Lineage: Eukaryota; Fungi; Glomeromycota; Glomeromycetes; Paraglomerales; Paraglomeraceae
Source: the annotation of a GenBank genome assembly
AUGGAACAAGAGCGUCAAUCAUCAGAUUUACCCAUAUAUAGUUAUUAUCGCUCACAAACUCCAAGCGAAAGUUCAGUAGCAAGUUAUUAUAAUUCGACAGAAAUAUUCAGCGCCAUCAUCCAAAACAAUGUAGGCCGCAUCAGAUCGUUACUAGAAGAGUCCAAUCUCGACAUAAACCAGUUGAGAGAUGAAGACGACAUGUCACCGUUGAUGGUUGCCGCUUCCAGAAAUUGUCCAACCGUAGUCAGAUACUUGUUGACUCUUGGAAACCUUGACAUUGACUUGAAAGACAAUGACGGUGAGUCUGCCCUCUUUCAAGCUGCCUCGGCAGGAAACGUCGAAAUUGUUGAAAUUCUAAUUGGUUCUGGAGUAUUAGUCGAUUCCGAAAACAAGGGAGAACGUUCGACUCCUUUAAUCGUAGCUGCAUCCAAAGGCUAUGCGGGCGUAUGCCGCAUAUUACUGGACCAUGGUAGAGCAAACGUCAAUCAUCAAAACAGUGCACAAAGGACAGCCUUGGCACUCGCUGCAUACGGUGGCCAUUUUGCAGUCGUAGAGAUAUUGCUAUCGAGAGGAGCAGAUGUAAACCUAGUCGAUCAGGAAGGAUGGACAGCUCUUAUGCUCGCGGCCUUUGGAGGCUGGCCAGAAAUAUGCUCCCUUUUGUUGGAGAAUAACGCAGACAAGCACAUAUCUACAAAAAAUGGCAAAAAUGCAGUAUCAGUCGCUCUCGAUGCCGGCCGCAAAGAAGCUGCGUUAUUAAUAAAUGAUUAUGUUCCAGAGCAACCUUUAUCUCCUCUAUCUCCACAAUCACCGUGUUCACCAGCCAUCCCACCACAAUCACCGUUCAUGCCUCCGCGCUCGCCGACAUCCGUACGUUCCCCUCGUUAUAGUAGGCAAACACAGUUCUUGGCCUCGAAUAUGCGUGCAUUAACGCUACAAAAGACAAAGUCUGACGCGUACCGGCCACCCAGUCCUAAGAUGGAGCCGGAUGAGGCUGCUUCAACGAACGCACGACGAAUUGCAAUAAGACCAAAAAUACCCCGGGAACCUAAACGCAGAAAACCUGGCCAAGAUCCCAACUCACCCUGGGUCAUAUUCUCAUUGAUCGUCACUAGUUGCUUCUGUAAUACAUGUCUACUUUCCGUUGGUAAAAUGGAUAAUCCAAAAGUUCGCCAAGCUUGGAGAGAAAAGGUUGCAUUGGUUUUCCUUAUAUUAUUGGCCUCGAUGGUCUCGGCAUUCUUGAGUUUUGCUCUAUCGCCCAUCGCAUGCAACGAUAAAAAGUUAGUGCCCCAAUCAGAAGUAACACGGUUGUUUGGACCCAAUUCAACUGGAACAAAGGCACACAUAAUACGCGGUCAAUUGUUUAAUACGGGAACCUACUUUACAACCGGGAAACAUAGACCGAUUGCUCCGUUUACCGAUGCAGAUUUGAACACGACGAUAACGCCAUUGUUCGGGCAUGACAUUUCCGGAUUCUUUCCUCUGGAUUACAAGUCUAUUGGAUGUGGACGUGCACCUAUAAACAAUGGAUCGAUCUGCACACAAGCCAUUGCAACGAAGAACAACAAACUCCAUUGCCACAUCUCGCAGGCAUCACGAAACGAGCUUGAGAGCCUGUCUAUGAACAUGUUUGUCGGAUUCAGUUGGAACGACGUAACAAAAGGGGGACGUCACCUGUUCGCAUUCAAUGGAGACGUCUAUGACGUGACAGAUUACUUGAAUUCGACCAAUACGGAUUACUGGCUUGGCAACAAUGCGGUCACCGAAUGGAUCAAAGAUCUCGUUGGUCGAGAUGCAACGAUGGAUAUCGCACGCGAAAAUACAAACCUUGGUAAAUGUCUCGAACAUUUUAAAGUCGGAGUGAUCAAUGAUGGAACGUCUGCAAGCUGUUUUGUCGCCAGCGCUAUUUUGAGGCUGCCUGACAUAAACGUUGCCAAUAAUCAUAUCAUGCUCUUGGUCACUUGUUAUUCCGAAGGCGAAACCUCGAUAAGAUCUACUCUGGAUUCCUUGGCAAAUACGACGUAUCCCAACGAUCACAAAUUAUUGUUCGUUAUUGCCGACGGUGAUAUUACGGGCUCGGAGAACGACAAAUCGACGCCGCAGAUAUGUAAAGACCUGCUCGAGCCCCAGUUCCCGGGCGCACCCGAUCCCGAGCCACAAUCUUACAUUGCAACUGGCGACGGUGGUAAAGAGCAUAAUAUGGCAGAAGUGUACACUGGUCAUUACAACUCCGGUGGUAAUCGGGUGCCGAUGGUUUUGAUUAUCAAGUGCGGUACUCCUGAAGAACGUCAAGGUCCAAAGCCGGGAAAUCGUGGCAAACGCGACUCUCAGUUGAUCUUGAUGAGGUGGCUCCGUCACAUUUGUUUCAACGAGGAUAUGUGUCCAUUGGAAUACGAACUUUUUGAAAAAGUGCACAAUCUGACUGGUGUGACACCUGACAAGUAUGAAAUGAUAUUGAUGGUUGACGCUGACACGGUUGUAAAGCCGGAUAGUGCUAGUCAUCUAGUGGCGGCCAUGGAGAGCGACCCUACAAUUCUCGGAAUGAGCGGUGAGACUAAAGUGGGGAACAAGACUGAAAGUUGGGUUACCAUGAUUCAGGUGUUUGAAUAUUACAUCUCUCACCAUCUUGGAAAGUCAUUCGAGUCCGUCUUUGGUGGAGUUACUUGCUUACCGGGAUGUUUCUGUAUGUACCGAAUCAAAGCACCGAAAAGCGAUGGAUAUUUCGUACCGAUUCUCGCAAACCCCGACAUUGUCGAUGCAUACGCAUCAAACGAUUUAGACUCUUUACACCGCAAGAAUUUGUUAAUUCUUGGUGAAGAUCGUUUCCUGACAACGUUAAUGUUACAGACCUUCCCCAAACGCAAAAUCAUCUACGAACCCAAAGCCAUCUGCAAGACGGUCGUACCGGAUAAAUUCAAUGUCUUGCUCUCUCAAAGACGGCGUUGGAUCAACUCGACUGUCCACAGUCUUAUGGAACUUGUCAUUACGCCUUACUUGUGUGGAUUUGCCUGCUGCUCUAUGCAAUUCGUCUUGCUUUUGGAACUGUUUGGAUCUGCCGUGACGCCGUUCUCUGUACUGGUUGCGGUAUAUUUGGUAAUCGCGGGCAUAUUGGGUCAGAGCGUUGGCCCACAGCUACAGUUUCUUGCAGUAGUGUUAUUCCUACCGUCACUAUUGCUUGUACUUUCUUCACGCAAGGUCACGAAUUUGUUUUGGAUGGUGGCGUAUAUUUUUGCUUUUCCUAUCUGGAAUUUCGUCCUCCCGACUUAUGCAUACUGGCGCUUUGAUGACUUCUCAUGGGGUGCCACUCGUAAGAUUUCGGGAGUUGACAAUGGUCACGGAGGUGGAGAUGCAGAAAAAGUAGAAGUUAAACCGGUGCCAAUGAAGAAAUGGCACGAAUGGAAAAUGCAGGAAAAAACAAGAACGUUGCUGAAGCAUUAUUCAGACUUUGCACCACCCAAAGACGCAACUACGCCCAAGGAUGCUCCAAUUCGAUCGACUGUGGGGAACCAACCAGACAACGAGCAAAAAGGUUUAUCACAAGUGCACAAGAUCAAAUUUGUGAUAUCAUUUGAUUGUCAUGUUUCAUCACCGUAA